GUUACUCAAUCAAAAAUGAUCUUGACAAACAUGCUUUGAAACACACCAGAGAGAGACCAUUUCAUUGUCACGUUUGUGAAAAAAGCUUUACGUCCUCACUUUUGUUAAAACGUCACAUCUUGAAUUUGCAUUCGGAUUCAGGUGAAAAGCCUUUCAAGUGUAAAAACUGUUCAAAAAGCUUUCUGUGGUCUUCCAAAUUAAAAGUUCAUGAACGAAUACAUACUGGGGAACGACCAUUACAGUGUAAAGUUUGUGGUAAAUGCUUUAAUAAUUUAGGUUCUUUUGGCAUUCACCAGUUGACUCAUUCUGGAAAAAAAACCUAUAAAUGUAGAAACUGUUUUAAAUGCUUUUUAAGAUCUGAUGAUUUAAGAAAGCAUGAAACGAUCCAUACAGACCUACGACCAUAUGAGUGCAAAUUUUGUAUGAAAAGUUUUAGAUUGUAUUGUACUUACACACAACACAAAAGAAUACAUGGUAUAGAUAAUAAAUUUAAGUGUAAGUUUUGUGGGAAAUAUUCACAAACAUUGCAAGAUUUGAGAAACCAUGAAAUGAUCCAUACUGGUGAGAAGCCAUUUAAAUGCAAAAUUUGUUUAAAAAAAUUUAGAGUAUCUGGAACUUUGAAAUGCCAUAUGCUUUUACAUACUGGAAAACCCUUUAAAUGUAAAGUUUGUGGUAAAGGCUUUCAAACGGCUCAUGCUUUAAAGGCACAUGAAGCUGCUAAACAUACUGGAAGUAAGCCUUUUGAAUGUGAUGUUUGUGGAAAAUGCUAUGUUGAUCGUUACAGCUUGAAACAUCAUAAAGUUACACAUACUGAAGACAAGCCAUUUAAAUGUAAAGAGUGUGAAAAAUGCUUCUUUUUCUCAAGAGCUUUGAAGGAGCAUUCAAAAGUACACAGCUUGGAGAAGCCUUUCAAAUGUGCGGUUUGUCAAAGGGGUUUCAUACGACAACACUCUUUAGAAAUUCAUAAAAGUACUCACCAUGAGGGCAAACGUUUUAAUUGCAAGCUGUGUAAGAGUUCUUUCCUUUACUCAAAGUCUUUAAAAAUGCAUGAAAUAACAUGUGAAAGGAAAACAAGAGGCUUUAAGUGUCACAUUUGUGAUCAAUCAUUUCGGAAAUUUAGUGCCUUAAAAUCACACAGACUAUCGCAUAGUAAUGAAAAUGUGUACAAUUGUAAAAUAUGUGAUAAGGUGUGUGAAACCCCUGGUGAUUAUGAAACCCAUCAAUCUUUUCAUUUAAAAGAGAACAAAUUUAGAUGCAAAUUCUGCAUGAGGUAUUUCAAUGACUGUGAUGCAUUAAGAUUGCAUGAAAUGUUCCAUACUGGAGCAACACCAUUCAUAUGUAAACAAUGUCAAAUGGGUUUUGAAACUAGAAUUGAAUUGAGGAAACAUGAGAUACUUCACUCUGCCAAACAGGAACUGACUAAACUUGAUAAGGAAUUCAAAUGCAAAGUUUGUUCAUUGACUUUUAUGCAGGCUUCUACAUUAAGAAUCCACGAAAUGACACAUUCUGAAGAAAAAACAAUCAAAUGCUCAAUAUGUGAUAAGAAAUUCUCCAGACCAUUUGACUUAAAGAUUCAUGAAAGGGUCCAUAAGUAACUGAGAUCAUUGUGUUUAUCAUUAUGUUAUCAAUAUGCUUGAAUGUAUUAAAAAACUGUAUGUAUAAAAAAUAAAAACCAGAAUACAAAUAGUGACAAUUUUUGUGCAUUCAUAUACUAGUACGCAAUACAUUUUAAAAAUUAACUGAAAUAAUAAAUCAUGUUGCUUUAUGAUUGUAACUCAAAAAUAAAUUCAUUUGGAGAAGUAUACAGUAUGUUCAAUACAGAAUUUAAGCCAUGGACUCUAUGCAUUGUUGACUGAAUCACAAAUAUAAUAGAAGAUUAAAGUGAAAGUUAACAGCAUACUGAGUAUACCACAUAUAGUAUCCUGAUUUAUUGCCAGUUUGUAAUUUCAUUAAAAUGCAUAAAAUUUGUAUAACACUCCUG
This is a messenger RNA of Owenia fusiformis, 1981 nucleotides long. Lineage: Eukaryota; Metazoa; Annelida; Polychaeta; Sabellida; Oweniidae. The record is from the annotation of a GenBank genome assembly.